GACCGAGGGACUCACACACACACACACAUCUUUCUCUCUCUCCUGCUGGCAGUGCAGCCCCGAGCGCGCCCCCGACCAGACGCCGCCGCCGCCCCUCGCGCCGCCCCCAGCGCCGCAUUGCGCUAAACCCUCUCAUCUGAGGCAUGAACUAACGCAGCCCGCGAUGACCGCCAGCCAAGAUUGCAGCCAGGUGGCAAGCCUUGGUGGGUUUCCGCGGCUGCCGGCGCCGCCGUCGCUGAGCCGCAGCAGUUCCAACGUGUCGAGCACCCUGUCCAAGGAUGGCUGCACCAACUUCACCGUCCGCGUGGUCAGCAACACCAGGUACAAGCACCUGUCGCAGGUGCUGGCCGCCCUGGCAGUCUCGCUGGGGCCGCUGGCCGCCGGCCUCGGCAAGGGUUACAGCUCGCCGGCCAUCGCGUCGCUGCAGGAAAUCCAGGAAAGCAGAGAACUCGCCAGACGCUCCAAGCCCAACCUCGCCAACGUCACAACUUUUCAUGAUGGCUUCCCCGUUUCUGAGCAACAAGCGUCGUGGGUGGCGAGUCUGUCGCUGCUGGGGGCGCUGUUCGGCGGCGCCAUGGCCGGCGUGGCGCUGCGCUACGGUCGGCGCCGCAUCCUGAUCGUGUGCGCGGUGCCGUUUUCGGCGUCGUGGCUGCUCACCGUGUUCGCCACUUCCGUCGAGAUGAUGUUCGCCACCGCCUUCGCGGGCGGCUACUGCUGCGCCCUCGUUCUGCUCGUCACUCAAGUGUACGUGAGUGAAAUCGCGUCUCCGGAGGUGCGAGGCGCGUUGUCUGCGAUGCUGAAGGUGGCGAACCACGUGGGGGUGCUGCUGAGCUUCGUGCUGGGCGCGUACAUCAACUGGCGGCAGCUGGCGUGCGUGCUGGUCGCGGCGCCGCUGCUGCUGCUGGUGGCGUCGGCGUGGCUUCCGGAGUCGCCCUCCUUCCUGUUGGUGCAGGGCCGCGAGCAGGAGGCCGCACAGGCGCUGCAGUGGCUGCGCGGGCCGCAGGCCGACAUCACGUGCGAGUUGGCCACGCUGCGCUCGAACGUGCUGCGGCCCAAGUCGCACCUGCGCUGGCGGCCGCAGAUGUGGCGGCCGGUGCUGCUCACGUGCGGCCUCAUGUUCUUCCAGCGCUUCUCAGGCGCGCACGCCUUCAACUUCUACGCGGUGCCCAUCCUGCGCCAGACGCUGGGCAGCGGCGUCAACGCGCACGCCGGCGCCAUCGUCGUCAGCAUCGUGCAGUUGUUGGCCGCCCUCGCCUCCGGCCUCCUCAUAGACCGCGUCGGCCGCGUCCCCCUCCUCGCGGCCUCACUCGCCCUCAUGGCCGCCUCGCUGGCAGGCUUCGGCGCCGCCGCCUCUCAAGGCGCCGCCUCCGCCUGGCUCCAGCUCUCCUGUGUCCUGCUCUUCACGGUGGCCUUCUCGCUGGGCAUCGCCCCGAUCCCGUGGCUGCUGCUGGCCGAGCUGUUCCCUCUGGAGGACCGCGGCGCCGGCGCCGCCAUCGGCACCGGCUUCAGCUACACGUGCGCCUUCAUCGGCGUGAAGACGUUCGUCGACUUUCAGCAGUGGCUGGGCAUCGGCGGCGCCUUCUGGCUCUACUCGCUCAUCGCCGUCGCCGGCCUCUUCUUCGUGCUCGCCUUCGUACCUGAGACCAAGGGCCGCGACCUCGAGGGCUCCUCCGACCAAGAGCAACAGGCUUGAUACGAGAUGCAACUCGAGGAGCGCCAGGCCCUGCCCCUCGACCGCUGCUGCAACUCCACCAGCACCGUCUAAAACGCAAACGUUUCUGGGUGCAAACGUGUCUCGUCUUCUCAGUCAGCAGGUCUCAAAUUACACUGCGCGCAAUUUAGGGAAGAUCAAGCCGAAAAUGUCCCUUUUGUUUUGUAUGUGACAACAAUGGUCUUUAAUUUUUAGGUGAUAAGUUUUUUUAAUUUUAGGACGGAUUGCAUCAAAGUAUUUGCAAUUAUAAAACGACCACCAUUUUUGUACAAACCACAUUAGGUGCUUUUAAAAUCUCCUUCUAAAAAAAGCCCUUCCAUGAAAAUGAAACAUAAUCUUUUAUCAAAUUAAAUUUUUAUCUGGCUUGGAAAAAAUGGACGGAUUACUAAUGACUAAACAGAUCUGCUGACGAGUAUUUUGAUAGGGCACGAAAACGUAGAAACAGAAAAUGGUGCGAAAAUUAUAAACGCCUCUCCUACAGUCAAUAAUAGAGCUUUCUCCUUAGCUGUAAAACUCACGCGCACAUUUAUAUACAAAAGUCUGAGACAUGGCCACACAUUUCGGAAAACCAUAUCUCUUUUCUGCAUUUUUUUGUUGGUAACAAUUAAAAUAUAGUAGGACACCAAUGUUUUGUACAUACUCCUCUGUGACUAGCGGCAUUUUUGCUUAAUUCCCUUGCUUCGGAGUCGAGUGGUCUCUGCUCUCUAGUCUCUUUUUUUUCUCUCUACACAUAUAUUCGCCGUUAAUUGGUAUUUUAUUAGCUAUAGGGACUUUUUAUCAUUGAAGACGUAUCAAAAACUCCUUUUGCAAAAUCCAAAACGCGGACGGACGCACAUUUUUUUUGUCUCGAGUAAUAAUAUCAAAAGCGAAAUAAAUAUAUCUCUCCUUUAUACACGCAAAGUCGGUCUAUAUAUAAUAAGUAUGUACUUGUGAGACGGAAGUCGAUUUUAUUAAUUGCUCUUGUGCCAAAAUUCAUGUGGAAAACGUCAAUUGAAAUAAUACAAUAAUGUGUAUAAAUAUUGUUCAUUGUGUGUACGGUCGGCGGUGCGAUUAAAAUUUGCUGCUGGAUAAACUACUACUUGGGGGAAAGAUGAAGAAGAAGUGCCAUUUAAUGUUAAGUGAGAAAACAGUGAGAGCGAAAAUUAAGGCAAUAAAAAUCCGAGCAGCGCCGUUCGAGUUUCCACGCGCAAUGAUUUGUAUAACCUUUUUGCCUAGGCCUAUAUACACACCGAACUUGGUUUUUAAUGUGUAAAAAACAUACGAAGCGACAAUAUGCUGUGUAAAUAACUGUAUAACUUGUUAGACGAAAGACUCUCGCAGGAGAAUAAUUUAAACAAAAAUAAGGAAUCAUGUAUGACAUAAUAAUAUCUCAUCAAACGACAAUAAGGACAAGUGCUUUAGAAUCAGCUCUCUGAUAAUAAUAUAUAUUAUAUUAACGAUAGGAUAUCAGAAAAUGACGCAAUUUAAGUGCGGAAACAAUAUCAAACACUCUAUGAAUUGAUCUUAUAUGAAUAUUUAAGGAUGAAACUAAUAAAGGUCUAUUGUCUUCGAAAUCGCGUCUCAUUUCGUAGAAGGAAAAAUGCAAGAAAAUGCGUUUUUUUUUCAUUUUGGUUCUGCACAACCAAGGAAACAGUUAUAUUCUCAUAUAUAUAAUUAAUCUAGAUUCUCUCUCUUGAUCUUUCUUUAUCAACAAUAAACACUUUGUAAAACCAAACGUAACAAAACGGAAUGUUAUUAUGAUCUGCUGGCGUGCUACAUGUGAUCACACCUUGCGCAACAUUGGCAAGUUCAGCACGUCCGGCACUUCGACGUCCUCCAGCCUGAUGUUCGAAGGGUUGAACGGGAAGCGGACGGGGAAACUGAACUUUGAGUCCAUCAACAAAGUAGCCUGCAACAGAUUCCGAAUAUAGAACGAUUAGUAAAGAAAUUACCGAGAAAAGUCAAAUAUUUUGAAAAUAGUGUCAAAAAUAGUUAGAUUUAAUUUAAAGUUCAUAAUUUGAUGUUUUAAACAGUAAAAUGUGUAAAAUAUUUUACUUCAAAGACACAGAAUCAGGGGGGAAAAGUUAAUUUUAAUGAAAAAAAAAUUUGGUGUCCGAAUAAAUUGAGAUUAAUGAGGGGCUUCUGUUAAAAUACAGCACAAUUAAUUUUGACGAUUUUUUAAUUAUACUUUUGCAUUGGUUUGUAGAUGAAAUUUCUGAGGAAA
This is a messenger RNA of Neocloeon triangulifer, 3914 nucleotides long. Its product is annotated as facilitated trehalose transporter Tret1-like. The coding region runs from base 164 to 1693 and encodes 509 amino acids. The transcript has 5 exons. Gene Ontology annotation, cellular component: membrane. Gene Ontology annotation, biological process: transmembrane transport. Gene Ontology annotation, molecular function: transmembrane transporter activity. NCBI's taxonomy places the organism in Eukaryota, Metazoa, Arthropoda, Insecta, Ephemeroptera, Baetidae. The record is from RefSeq and is a predicted model, not a curated record.